AAAAAGUAUUAAAAGCGUCAAACCCCAGCAGCCUAACCAGGUUGAUUAAUAUAAAAUGUAUAAGAAACAAAAGUACUCAGAUGUUUAGAGUGACCAUUGGCCGUCGCAUUGGUCUCUACAGAUUCUGUGGCGACAUCGGUCGCGGCAAUUUCUCAAAAGUCAAACUGGCCGUCCAUCAGCUAACGCGUGACAAGGUGGCCAUUAAGGUGGUGGACCUGGAUCGGGCUGGACUCGAUGCCAAGGCGCUGCGGAUGCUGUCCAGCGAGAUAGCCACUCUCGAGUGUGUUCAUCAUCCGAACAUCUUAAGGCUUUUCGAGGUGGUUGAGACUUUGGGACGUGUCUAUCUGGUCACCGAGUGGAUCCGCGGCGGAGAGCUCUACAACCACAUCACCCAAGGCGGUCCCCUGAGGGAGAUUCAUGCGGCGCCUCUAUUCAAACAGCUCCUGCUGGCCGUCAAGCAUAUGCACAGCCUUGGCUAUGUGCAUCGCGAUAUCAAGGCGGAGAACGUGCUGCUCCUGUCAGAGGAUCGCCUGAAGCUGGCCGACUUUGGUUUCAGCACACAACUCAUCAAUGGUGCCAAUCAGAAGCUCGACACAUUUUGCGGCUCACCGCCAUAUGCCGCCCCAGAGCUCUUCUCCGAUGAUCAUUACAUAGGCGCCCCCGUCGAUGUCUGGGCCCUGGGCAUUUUGUUGUACUUUAUGGUCGUAGGGAAUAUGCCUUUUCGGGCCCCCACCAUACCGGGCCUCAAGGCAGCCAUUCUUAAGGGGGACUAUCUGCUGCCGGGACAGCUCAGUUUGCCCUGCAUAAGAUUAAUACAGCGCGUUCUUAUCCACAUACCCGCCCAGCGGCCCACCAUCGAUGAUAUGCUGAACAGCCAGUUUGUGACUUGCCCCAAGCUGAGCGCCGACCUCAUGCAGUACGAGAUCAAUCUGCACAGCAAGCCCGUCAAGCGAUCCAUCUUCUGGGUGCGCACCAAGUCGCACCGCCUGAGAAAGUCCGCCUCGCUGAGGGACCGGUAUGCGGAGGUGGUCAAGAAGCCGGCUAUUAGCAUGAACACGCGCCAGCAGGACGAGAUGUUUGUGCAGAACUUUCUGCAGCCCAUUGAGCUCGGGCACGAGCUGCUCCUGCAGGUGCCGAGCCAAGUCAAGGAGGCAACGGCCGAGCCGGCCAAGCGUCCUGGCAGGCGGUAUCUACUCUGCGGAACGCUCAAGAAGAAGGUCACGCCCAUGGAGACGGAGCCCGAGAAACAGCUGUCCUGUUCGAAUGGCAGCCAAUGCCCCUCCGCCAAGAUAAAUCCCUGGAACGUCGAGGUGGCCGAGGAUUGUCCCCUGUUCAAGAACUACGAUGCAGAGACGGGCAGCUGCGUGAUGCUGCCCACCGCCACCGAAGAUCUCAGCAAGUUGGGGGCUCUGGAGUUCGAGGCGCGCCAGCUGCUGGCCGAGCUGGGUCUCUCCUCGGAGAUGCUGCUCAAUGCCCGCCAGAGUGGGCCCCGCUCGGACAUCAUUGGGGCCUAUCGGAUUGUGGUCAACCGGCUGCAGAAGCAAUCGUGGCUGGCCCGCAAACACGUCGAGAUGGCCCUGCACAUUGAGCCCAAGGUGGAGAAGCGAAUCGAGCGCUCUUGCUGUAUACUCUAAGUAGGGUCAUAAACCUGUUGAAUGUUUAUAUUACUCACCUGGUUCUGGUCGAUCUUGGGGUUCCGUUCCCCCAAAGAAAGGUAAUCUUAGUUGUCCAUAGCAUACUUAGUGGGGCUACAGCAGAUGAUUGUCUAGGAUUGAAUGUUUUUUAUAUAAAAGAAUGCUCAAAAUGUCUCAGAGAGAUGGCUGCUAUCAGUCGAAAGCCUUGGGAUCGGGAAGUUAGAGCUUUGUCACUUUUAAGACCAAAUUUUACGAUGCCAAAAGUUGAAAUCGGAGUGUAGUGCCUCGAUGGAGUACCAGUUUCAGACAGCAAUCAUCUCUGACUCCUUCGCACAUGUAUCUUAGAUCCGAUCCCAAUGGUCCUGCACUUGCCCAAAGAAGACACCCCUUAAGGCCAGCCACAAUUACCCCUAGAGAUGUAUGCUAUGGGUAAGCCUUUCUUUGGGUUGGGUUUCAGCCACAGGACCUGCCACAGGCCAUGCCCAAUUAGUGUCAAUUUUGCCAGCUGUAAGAGUCGGCAGAAGUUUGUUGUUAACGUAGUCUCGUUUUUCCUUUGGUUUCCUCCUCAUUAACCCAGCAGCAUAGCGAGAAAGUUCCUUAUUUCAAGUAGUUUGUGUUGUUUCAAACUGUUACAGCCGGAGGCGAAUAGUGAAAUUGAUAUAUAAAAAUAUAUAUAUAUACCUACAUAUAGUUAUACCAUACAUAUAGUCCAAGUAUUAUGUAUUUAGUUGUUGGUCCAUUUUUGAGCAUACAUAUACAGGCGAAUAUACGAAUAUGAAUAUGAAUAUGAAUACAUCUAUAAAUAUGAAUAUUGCGAUCUUUGAAAACCCUCUCAAUGUACAACGUUGCAUAAAAAUGUUUAAUUGAUCAUCAAAAAGCAUGAACAGUGUGUUUUUUGUGUAUUGUCUCCCGUGGAGUCAAUCUCGUACUCGUACAAUAAAGCAGCAUUAUGAAAGAAUCGUAA
Drosophila pseudoobscura is the source of this 2598-nucleotide messenger RNA. Its product is annotated as serine/threonine-protein kinase NIM1. NCBI's taxonomy places the organism in Eukaryota, Metazoa, Arthropoda, Insecta, Diptera, Drosophilidae. Gene Ontology annotation, molecular function: ATP binding; tau-protein kinase activity; protein serine/threonine kinase activity. The transcript has 7 exons. The record is from RefSeq and is a predicted model, not a curated record. Bases 81 to 1634 code for a protein of 517 amino acids. Gene Ontology annotation, cellular component: cytoplasm. Gene Ontology annotation, biological process: protein phosphorylation; microtubule cytoskeleton organization; intracellular signal transduction.